Molecule: messenger RNA, 378 nt
Organism: Penicillium taxi
Lineage: Eukaryota; Fungi; Ascomycota; Eurotiomycetes; Eurotiales; Aspergillaceae
Exons: 3
Coding region: 1-378 (125 amino acids)
Biological process (GO): thiamine biosynthetic process
Molecular function (GO): magnesium ion binding; ATP binding; hydroxyethylthiazole kinase activity
Source: RefSeq, a predicted model, not a curated record
AUGUUGCUCGACGCGAGCGUUAAAAACAUUGUGCUACUCACCGGAGCGACUAAUUAUCUCAGUGACGGAAACCAAGUGAUCUCCGUUGAGAACGGCCACUCAUUACUGGGAGAGGUGACAGGAACUGGCUGCGCCGUCGGAAGUAUUGCAGCUAGCUUCCUGGCUGCAUAUCGCUCUGAAAAGCUACUUGCUGUGCUGUCUGGUAUAGUUAUGUACGAGAUUGCAGCUGAGAAUGCAGCAGCAAAGGAGUAUGUUCGUGGACCUGGCAGUUUUGUGCAAGCAUUUAUUGACGAACUCUAUGAUAUCCGCAUGGCGGCGGCAACUGGUAACGACAGCUGGCUCAUUGGUCGAGCCAAGAUAAGAUCGAUUGUGAUUUAG